Molecule: messenger RNA, 2551 nt
Organism: Gavialis gangeticus (Gharial)
Lineage: Eukaryota; Metazoa; Chordata; Crocodylia; Gavialidae
Gene: PLA2G12B
Product: phospholipase A2 group XIIB
Exons: 4
Coding region: 90-698 (202 amino acids)
Biological process (GO): lipid catabolic process; triglyceride homeostasis; phospholipid metabolic process
Cellular component (GO): extracellular region
Molecular function (GO): calcium ion binding; A2-type glycerophospholipase activity
Source: RefSeq, a predicted model, not a curated record
UCAAAGUGACCCAGUCCUUUUUCUACCUCACUGCACAUCCAUGCAGUAGGGAGUUUUGGAGGCCUGGAUUUCUUUGGUCCAACUGCAGCAUGAAACCAUCUGUACAGGUGUCGAUUCUGUGCCUGACCUUGAAUCUGGUGGGGAGUACUGCCGUCGAGACAGCACAGGACAACUCAGUCAACCAGGCCCCUCCAGUGGCAUCAUCUUCAGACUGGGGCAUCGGGGCCAUCCGGGAUGGCUUUGAAACUGUUAACGGCUAUUUUGAUUCUUUCCUGGAAUUACUAGGAGGAAAAAAUGGUGUUUGUCAGUACAGGUGUCGAUACGGAAAGGCUCCAUUGCCCAGACCUGACUACAAGCCACAAGAACCCAAUGGUUGCAGCUCCUACUUCCUGGGUCUCAAGGUACCAGAAAGUCUGGAUUUAGGUAUCCCUGCCAUGACCAAGUGCUGCAACCAGCUGGAUAUUUGUUAUGACACUUGUGGUGCCAACAAAUAUCGUUGUGAUGCCAAGUUCCGUUGGUGCCUCCACUCCAUCUGCUCUGACCUCAAGCGAAGCCUUGGUUUUGUCUCCAAGGUAGAAGCUUGUGAAUCUGUGGCAGAUACAGUAUUCAAUGCUGUCUGGACUCUGGGCUGCCGACCUUUCAUGAACAGCCAAAGAAGUGCCUGCACUUGUAACGAGGAGGAACGAGAUGAACUGUGAAGAACAGCAAAGCCCUCCAGCCAUAAGGACCUUAACUUCAUAUGGCCCCUCUCAGAUGUGGCUUGUUAGCUAACUUCUUUCUAGCAUCCCUCUGAAGUGGAGAAGCCUCAAUAGUUUGGGCUACAAAGGAAACAGAUCUCAGUACUGUAUAUAAUGCAUCAAUUACUACUUUUGGGUAGAGAAUAUGAAAGGGGAAACAAUGGCUGCUGCCCAUUUCAGGUUCAGUCUAACAGCCAAGUGAACCUGUUUGAGUUAUCUGAAUGCCAGCUUUUUAUGGACACUGUUUAGGUUGUGCAAACAGAAUGAAAUGCAAACUAUACUAUUUGGGUACUGCUACAGAUCUCGGUGUAAAAUAAUUUCCCCUCCCUAAAUCACUACUCCACUUUUCAAAGGACUUGGUAUUCACUAGCAUCAAAAUUCCAGUUACUAGUUACAUCACUAAAUAAAUUAUUCAGAUGAUGGGCCAGGGCUACAUAUCUUACACACACACUUGAAACAUUUGGAGAAUCCUACAACCAUUCAGAUAACCAGGGAUCUGAUUAAUUAGGAGAGUGAUUUGUAGUAGGCAACAGGCAAACUUUGGCUAAAGUAGUUCUGAGGUGUGUGUGGAGAUGAUAUAGGACCAAAACCCACCCAUGCUAAAGUAGACAAUGCAAUACUCUCAUACCUGAAAGACUCUGUCCAUAAUUUCAGAGAAAAAGAGUCUGCUUUUGUUCUUCAAUCCUGUCCAACUACUAAAUAUAACUGUUUAAGUAUUAUAAGUUAAUGUUGAUUUUCCCAUUUGUUUUCUUUACAUGAUGCUGGAGACCAUUCCACACCUUCAGUGAUGUCUUCUGAAGAGAGGGGUGCAUGAGUCCCAGAGCUGGGUUUGAAGGGACUCUAGCAACCUUAGGCCUGUUUGUAAAAAUGGUACAAUUCAGAGUAGGGCCUUGACUGCAUCCUCUUUCAGGUAUGGACAUGGCUAGCUGAAAAAGAGGAAUAGUCCUGGUGAUUUUUAUCCCCCCAAGCCCCCCAACAUGUUUAAUAUUUACAUUUGUUAGUAGGGAAUUUAUAUAUGUAAAUAAAAGAUGCAUCAACACAAGCAUUUUGUUGUUGCUGACAGGAGGCUUUUUACAGGCAUGUGUAACAUAGUAGAUAAAUAUGGCUGCAUCUCUUGUGUGCAGAUAUGGAUAUGGAUAAAGAGAUAUCUACAUCUAUAUAAUUUAUAUAAAAUGGGCACACACAUAUGCAUAUUUUCCUUGACUUUAUUCAUUUUUCAAUGCUGUGGAAAGUGGGAGUUACAAAAGCGUAACAAUAUUUUAUUGACAGAUUCUGUUUCAGUUCUUUCCUCCGUAGAACAUUCUUAAAUUGAUAGACAUACUUGUAAAUUAUUUAAAUAGUUGUCCCUGUUCUUGCUAGCCUUACUGACCAUACACGAGACAAGUUUUACAUUAGACUCAUAUGGGCUGCAACAGUAAGGGACUAUUGAUACAGAAAUAAUAAAAAAUGAUCAUGUCAAGAUGCGUGGGGAUAUUUUCAUCCUUGGAAGGACCAUUUUAACUUGCACUGAUAAGAUGCAAGGGUAUCACAGCUGUGAUAAAUCCACUUGAUGGCGAGUUCUGCAGUGCUAAAUUUCAUCCAUCUAUCAUAGCAUAUUUCCUGAUGAAAGAAGCUUAUUGUCUACACUUGAAGAUUGUGUUGGGCUACUGGGUUUUUUUGGGGGGGGCGGGGGGGGGACAGGACAAAAGGGUGAGGAAAUAUUUCUAGUUUCAGACACUUUAAGAAUUUAAUGUUUUUAACAGUGAAAUGGAACCCAUUGUUAAUUCUAAAUUUGAACUUAUUCCUAUUGAUAAAUGCUAUCAUUUGCAAACACA